Messenger RNA from Dentiscutata heterogama, 321 nucleotides. Lineage: Eukaryota; Fungi; Glomeromycota; Glomeromycetes; Diversisporales; Gigasporaceae. The record is from the annotation of a GenBank genome assembly.
AUGCAUCCUCUUGUUCCUGUUUCCAGUCAUAUUUCACAUCUUUCUUCAAGAGAUAAUGCAGGGGCAGGUGAUCAAGGCAAAGGAACUCCUAAACCUUCUCUAUUUUCCCAUAAUUGGGGCAAACUCUAUUCUGUCCAACAAUAUGCCCCAAGAACUGAAGGUUGCGGGGGUGUUACAGAGGCUGAACGGCAUAAUGACGAACUUGGAGGAGAACCAGGUGGCAUGCCUGAACACUUUGAGAAGGUCAUCUAUCCGAGAAAGGGGGAAAGUAUCCUUCAUGGUUACUGCAUUCAGCUUCCAAUAGUUGACACACAUUCAUAG